AUGAAUAAUUGUAACCUUGUGACUACUCCAACUGAAGUUGGAUUGAAGCUCUUGAAAGAUCCUUAUGGAAGCAAGGUGGAUAGCACUCUUUACAAGCAAAUUGUUGGAAGUCUGAUGUAUUUGACGAGGCCAAGACCAGAUAUCAUGCAUGCCAUGAGCCUUAUAAGCAGGUAUAUGGAGCACCCAACAGAGUUACAUUUACAAGCUGCAAAAAGGAUUUUUUGCUAUUUGCAAGGAACUAAAAAUUUUGGGCUGUUCUAUAAAAAUGGAGAAAAGUCAGAUUUGUUUAGGUUUACAGAUAGCGAUUAUACUGGAGAUGUUGAUGAUAGAAAAAUUACUUCAGGGUAUGUAUUCAUGCUUGGUUCAGGGGCGGUUUCAUGGUCUUCAAAGAAGCAAUCAAUUGUUACUUUAUCAACAACUGAAGCAGAAUUUGUUGCUACAACUUCAUGCGGCUGUCAAGCCAUAUGGUUACGGAAGAUUCUUGGAGAGCUUCAGUUCAAAUAG
Molecule: messenger RNA, 504 nt
Organism: Eucalyptus grandis
Lineage: Eukaryota; Viridiplantae; Streptophyta; Magnoliopsida; Myrtales; Myrtaceae
Product: secreted RxLR effector protein 161-like
Exons: 1
Coding region: 1-504 (167 amino acids)
Source: RefSeq, a predicted model, not a curated record